AUGGUGACAGGGCAGGGGCUGGCUGGGAGCACCUGCUCGCCGCGUCCCCGUGUCCCCUCUUCCCGGCAGCACCGCAACGCAGGUUUGGCCUUUCCGGAGCCCUCGGCCCCGCGAUGGGGCAGCUGUGACGGAGACGGGACGCGGCGGGUGCCCGGGCAGGACGCGCACUGGAGGCGUUGGAUUGGAACGGUGGCUCCCCAAAGGACGUGGCUGGGGACGGUAAGAGGCACCGUCCUGCCCCCAGCUCUAAGGAUGCACCGGCUUCUCCUGCUUGGCUCCCUUUGGCUCUUGGCAGCACCGCCAGCAUCAAGCAUCUUCCAGCGGCCGACGGGGAGCCCAGCCCCCCCGCGCCUGCAGUACCUGCUGGAGCCCCUCCACGCCGCGGUGCACACGCAGCGGGGUGCCACGGCCACCCUGCCCUGCGUCCUGCGCGCCCUGCCCCGCAACUACCGGGUGAAGUGGAGCAAGGUGGAGCCGGCCAACUACCGGGAGAACAUCAUUAUCAUCACCAACGGGCUGUACCACAAGAACUACGGGCCACUGAGCCCACGGGUGCGCCUGCGGCACAGCCACCGCUACGAUGCCUCGCUCACCAUCACCAAUGUGGCUCUGGAGGACGAAGGCCGCUACCGCUGCCAGCUCGUCAACGGGCUGGAGGAUGAGAGCGUCUCGCUCACGCUGCACCUUGAAGGUGUCGUCUUCCCCUACCAGCCCAGCAACGGGCGCUACAAAUUCAACUACCACGAAGCCAAGCGAGCCUGCGAGCAGCAGGACUCCCGCCUUGCCACCUACCAGCAGCUCUACAAAGCCUGGACGGAGGGUCUGGACUGGUGCAACGCCGGCUGGAUCCUCGAUGGGACUGUCCACUACCCCAUCAUCAACUCGCGGGAGCCAUGCGGUGGCCGUCUUCUCCUGCCAGGUGUCCGGACCUACGGGGCCAGGGACAAGCAGAAGGACCGAUUCGAUGCUUUCUGCUUCACCUCUGCUCUUCAAGGCCAGGUCUACUUCAUCCGAGGCCACCUGAACUUCAAGGAGGCUGGGCAAGCGUGCCGCAACCACGGGGCUGCCAUCGCCAAAGUGGGGCAGCUGUACUCCGCCUGGAAGUUUUCCCAGCUGGAUCGCUGUGACGGGGGGUGGCUGGCGGACGGCAGCGUGCGGUACCCCAUCACCACCCCCCGCGAGCGCUGCGGGGGGCUGCCGGACCCCGGUGUCCGCAGUUUCGGCUUUCCCAGCAAGGAGCUGCGGACCUAUGGCACCUACUGCUUCGUGGAGAAGUAG
Nipponia nippon (crested ibis) is the source of this 1278-nucleotide messenger RNA. Lineage: Eukaryota; Metazoa; Chordata; Aves; Pelecaniformes; Threskiornithidae. The record is from RefSeq and is a predicted model, not a curated record.